Molecule: messenger RNA, 558 nt
Organism: Acanthisitta chloris (rifleman)
Lineage: Eukaryota; Metazoa; Chordata; Aves; Passeriformes; Acanthisittidae
Gene: TMEM114
Product: transmembrane protein 114
Exons: 4
Coding region: 1-558 (185 amino acids)
Cellular component (GO): apical plasma membrane
Source: RefSeq, a predicted model, not a curated record
AUGCUGGAGAAUCCGCGGCACCGCUGGGCGUGGGAACCAACCGCUCCCGGCCGUGCCCGUCCCCAUCGGCAAUGCCUUAACAAUGCCUUAAGGCGCACCUGCCGCGUGAGAAGUGAAUGUUAUCCUUUGAUAAACCCCUUCUGGCAUGAGAAUGCAAACAUCACCGAUUCACACAGACAGCUUUUAUACAUGCAUGGAACAUUUGUCAUCCUGAUGCCCCUCAGCCUGAUACUGAUGAUUUUUGGAGGAAUGACUGGAUUCAUCAGUAUACUUGCCAGGGCCUACCUACUGCUUCUAAUGACUGGACUGCUUUUUCUUUUUGGAGCUCUCGUGACACUUACUGGGAUCAGUGUCUAUAUUGCAUACUCAGCUGCUGCCUUUGAAGAAGCUGUCUGCCUCCUGAAGAGCAAGGACCUCUUGGUAGAAGUUGAUAUCAGGUUUGGCUGGUCACUGGCACUAGUCUGGAUCUCCUUUGUGACUGAAGUGCUCACAGGGGCUGUGUUCCUCCUGGCAGCAAGAGUGGUGGGGCUGAAACGGCAGCAUGAACAGGCAUUAUGA